Molecule: messenger RNA, 6808 nt
Organism: Morone saxatilis (striped sea-bass)
Lineage: Eukaryota; Metazoa; Chordata; Actinopteri; Moronidae
Gene: slit2
Product: slit homolog 2 (Drosophila)
Biological process (GO): negative chemotaxis; retinal ganglion cell axon guidance; negative regulation of cell growth
Molecular function (GO): heparin binding; Roundabout binding; calcium ion binding
Source: RefSeq, a predicted model, not a curated record
CUAUCACACACUCUCGGGAGCAGCGCUUUGACGCACCACGCAGAGUUGGAUUAUAGUAUUGCGCGCUGGUCUUUCAUGGGGCUCUUCUCCUCACUCACACUGCCUACACCCUUGCCACUGACCGGCAAUUGAUAUAUGAUCGGAAUCAAUAUCUCUCCACCACGGUGACCUCUGCUGAGCUUUUUGGGGACACCGAGCACUGUCGCUGCUCUCUCUCCGGACGCGUGUUGUGAAUUAAUAACCAAGACAGCCUCACCUGGAGUGCGGAGUGUGUGUGUGUGUGUGCACUGAAGUGUGUGUGAGAGUGUGUUUCUCUGGAUCACAUCAAGGAUCGAGGUGAUUCACUGGCUUGGUUCCGCACGCUCACGUAUACAUACACAGACACAACACACACCGGGGGGAUUUGGGCACCGCAUGCCGGGGACAUGUGGAAGUUUGCGCCGCUGUAGCGCAGCCAGAGAGCCGGUCCACCGCCUCGUCGACCUCCCCUCUUCCAGCCCAGGGGGACCAAAUUCCCGGUUCAUAGCCUUGACACAUCGAAAACCCCUCCAAGAAGACCCAAAUGUAAAUUCAGAACGAGAAAUUUCAGAAACACACGUCUGAAAAGGAGGACAGCGAAAAGGAGGACGGCAUCCCGUUGCGUGCAGAGUUUGGUGAGCUCUUUCGGGGGAUCUCGGGGCUUUUAUUUUUAACGCCCUUGUAUUUUUCUCAGUAUUUUGUGGGUCUCAUAUUGGCCCCCACUUGCCGCAGUGAUGGUGGGAGCUCUGAGCCCCGUUGGCCUUGGCCGCUCCCCGGCAACUGCGCUGGGGCUGCUGGUGGCUGUUCUGGUACUGGUCCUGUCCGGCGGAGCGGACGGCCAGCCCUGCCCAGCCCAGUGCUCCUGCACCGGGACUACAGUGGACUGUCACGGCCAAGGGCUCCGCAGCGUGCCCAGGAACAUACCUCGCAACGCGGAGCGACUGGAUCUGAAUGCAAACAACCUCACUAAAAUCACCAAGGCGGAUUUUGCAGGACUGAGACAUCUAAGAGUAUUGCAGCUAAUGGAGAAUAAAAUCACCACAAUCGAGAGAGGAGCCUUCCAGGACCUGAAGGAGCUGGAAAGACUUGAUCUCAGCGAGAACCAGAUUCAGGGGGUUCCAAGAAAAGCCUUCAGGGGAGCUGUGGAGAUCAAGAACCUCCAGUUGGACUACAACCACAUCAGCUGUAUAGAAGAUGGAGCUUUCCGAGCGCUACGUGACCUGGAAGUGCUCACCCUCAAUAACAACAACAUCAGCAGACUGUCUGUGGCCAGUUUCAACCACAUGCCGAAGCUCAGAACCUUUCGCCUGCACUCCAACAACCUGCAGUGUGACUGCCACGUGGCCUGGCUGUCAGAGUGGCUGCGACAGCGCCCCCGUCUGGGUCUUUACACGCAAUGCAUGGCCCCACCACACUUGAGGGGGCACAACGUGGCUGAGGUGCAGAAGAAGGAGUUUGUCUGCACAGGUCACCAGUCGUCAUCGUCUUCCUCCUGCAGUGUGUUACAGUGCCCAGAGUCCUGCACCUGCAGUAACAACAUCGUGGACUGCAGAGGGAAAGGACUAACAGAAAUACCCACCAACCUGCCUGAAACCAUUACUGAGAUACGACUGGAGCAGAACGCCAUCAAGGUGAUCCCAGCUGGGGCCUUUUCUCCUUAUAAGAAGCUGCGCAGAAUAGACUUGAGUAACAACCAGAUAUCGGAGUUAGCUUCGGACGCCUUCCAAGGUCUGCGCUCCCUCAACUCUCUGGUACUAUACGGGAACAAGAUCACAGAGAUUUCCAAAGGACUGUUUGAGGGAUUGUUUUCGCUGCAGCUAUUGUUACUGAAUGCUAAUAAGAUAGCGUGUCUCCGUGUGGAUGCAUUUCAGGACCUCCAUAACCUCAAUCUGCUUUCACUAUAUGACAACAAGCUCCAGACCAUCGCCAAGGGGACCUUCUCGUCACUAAGGGCCAUACAAACACUUCACCUAGCCCAAAACCCGUUUUUAUUGUGCUGCCAUCUGAAGUGGCUGGCAGACUACCUGCAGGACAAUCCCAUCGAGACAAGUGGUGCCCGCUGCACCAGCCCUCGACGGCUCGCCAACAAACGAAUUGGACAAAUCAAGAGCAAGAAAUUCCGCUGCUCAGCUAGAGAACAGUAUUUCAUCCCAGGUACCGAGGAUUACCGCAGUAAGCUAGGAGGGGACUGCUUCGCCGACUUGGCCUGCCCCGAGAAGUGCCGAUGCGAGGGCACCACAGUUGACUGCUCCAACCAGAAACUGACCAAAAUACCAGAUCACAUCCCCCAGUACACCGCAGAACUGCGUCUGAACAACAAUGAAUUCACUGUGCUCGAGGCGACGGGGAUCUUCAAAAAGUUGCCUCAGCUAAGGAAGAUUAACCUGAGUAAUAACCGUAUCACUGACAUUGAGGAGGGAACAUUUGAAGGAGCCUCAGGGGUCAAUGAGUUGAUUCUGACCUCCAACAGACUGGAAAACAUACACCACCGCAUGCUGAAGGGACUCGGUGGCCUCCGCACACUCAUGCUGAGGAGUAACCGAAUCAGCUGCGUCAGCAACAGCAGCUUCGUGGGGUUGAGCUCAGUGCGUCUCCUGUCUCUCUACGACAACCAGAUCACCUCCAUGAACCCCGGAGCCUUCGACACACUGCACUCCCUGUCCACACUCAACCUUCUGGCCAAUCCCUUCAACUGUAACUGUCACCUGGCUUGGCUCGGUGAUUGGCUGAGAAGGAAACGCAUCGUCACUGGUAACCCUCGCUGCCAGAGUCCUUAUUUCCUGAAGGAGAUCCCCAUCCAGGAUGUAGCUGUCCAGGACUUUGCCUGUGAAGAUGGUAAUGAUGAGAACAGCUGCUCUCCAGUGCUUAGGUGUCCAGCAGAGUGUUCGUGUCUGGACACUGUGGUCCGCUGCAGCAACAAGGGCCUCACCACGCUUCCCAAAGGCCUUCCCAAAGAGACCACUGAACUGUAUCUGGAUGGUAACCACUUUACUCAGGUUCCUGCGGAGCUCUCCGAUUACAAACACUUAACACUCAUUGAUUUGAGUAACAACCAGAUCAGCACGUUGUCCAACCACAGCCUCAGUAACAUGUCCGAGCUGCUUACCCUAAUCCUGAGCUACAACCGGCUGCGGUGCAUCCCAGUGAGGGCAUUCGAUGGGCUCAAGUCUCUCCGUUUGCUGUCUCUCCAUGGUAACGACAUAUCACUGAUACCAGAGGGAGCCUUCAAAGACCUGUCAUCUCUCUCCCACCUGGCUCUGGGUGCCAACCCUCUGUACUGUGACUGCCACAUGCAGUGGCUGUCAGACUGGGUGAAGAGCGGCUACAAGGAGCCUGGCAUUGCCCGCUGUGCUGGGCCCGGAGACAUGACCGACAAACUACUGCUUACUACGCCUUCCAAGAAGUUUACCUGCACAGGUCCAGUAGACAUGAGUAUCCAGGCUAAGUGUGAGCCCUGCCUGUCCAACCCCUGCAAGAACGAUGGCACCUGCUCCAAUGACCCGGUGCACUAUUACCGCUGCACCUGCCCCUAUGGAUUUAAGGGGCAGAACUGUGAGGAGCCCAUUCAUGCCUGUAUCAGUAACCCGUGCCACAAUGGCGGCACUUGCCACCUGAAGGAAGGAGAAGGGAGCAACUUUUGGUGUGUGUGUCCAGAGGGCUUUGAAGGCGACGGAUGUGAGAUCAACAUUGAUGACUGUGAAGAUAACGACUGUGAGAACAACUCCACCUGCGUUGAUGGAAUCAACAACUACACAUGCAUGUGCUCACCAGAGUACACAGGGGAGCUAUGUGAAGAGAAACUGGAUUUCUGUGCUCCAGAGCUGAACCCGUGUCAGCACGAUUCAAAGUGCAUUUUGACCCCUCAGGGAUACAACGGGCUAUUCUGCGAGUUCUCUCCCCCAAUGGUCCUUCCCCGCACCAGCCCCUGCGACAACCACGAGUGCCUCAACGGGGCGCAGUGCGUUAUCAUGGGAACAGACCCCCGCUGCCAGUGUCUCCACGGCUACGAGGGCGAGCGGUGCGAGACACUCGUCAGUGUCAACUUUGUCAACCGCGAGUCCUACCUACAACUUCCCUCCAGUCUCCUCUCACCGGAGACCAACAUCAGCCUACAGAUUGCUACAGAUGAGGACAGUGGCGUGUUGUUGUAUAAAGGGGACAAUGAUCACAUUGCCAUGGAGCUGUACAGGGGACGCCUCAGAGUCAGCUACGAUACCGGAUCUUACCCUCCUUCUGCUAUAUACAGUGUGGAGACAGUGAAUGAUGGCAGCUUCCAUGCUGUGGAGUUGGUUGCAUCAGACCAGACUCUGUCUCUGUCCAUCGACGGCGGGCCGCCCAAAUCCAUCAACUCCAUCAGCAAACAGUCCACACUCAACAUAGAUUCUCCACUUUACCUGGGAGGUAUGCCAGAACGUGCCUCAGCUUCCGGGGGUCUCUCGUCUCUUCAGCAUAGCUCAGGCGGACGCAACGGAACCAGCUUCCAUGGCUGCCUCCGUAACCUGUACAUCAACGGGAAGCUCCAGGACCUGGGAGCCGGGCUAGGGCCAGGGAGUCCAGGCUCUGGGACUGCACAGAGCACCACCAGACAGUGGCUGGGCCACGGGGUGGAGCCUGGCUGCCAGCCCUGCCAGAGAGGCGCCUGUGUCCAGGGUGACUGUCACCCAACAGGUCAUCGUGGCUUCACCUGCACCUGCCACCCAGGCUGGACGGGGACACUGUGUGACCAGCAAGUCAACAACCCCUGUGACGGCAACAAGUGUAUCCAUGGCACCUGCCUUCCAAUCAAUUCCUACUCCUACUCUUGUCGCUGCCAGCCUGGUUUUGCUGGCGUACUCUGUGAUGAGCAGGACCAGGAUGCAGCCAACCCCUGCAGUCUGUCUCGCUGUAAACAUGGCAAAUGUAGAGUGUCAGGCCUGGGCAAGGCAUACUGCGAGUGUAACAGCGGAUAUACAGGAGAGGCGUGCGACAGAGAGGUGGCCUGCCGAGGGGAACGGGUCCGAGAUGUCUACCAGAGACAGCAAGGCUAUGCGGCGUGCCAAACCCAGGAGAAGGUCUCCCGUCUAGAGUGUCGGGGCAGCUGCCCGGGGGGCGCAGAAGGACAGGACACCUGCUGCACCCCUCUCCGCAGCAAGCGCAGGAAAUACACCUUCCAGUGCACUGAUGGCUCUUCUUUUGUCCAAGAAGUGGAGAAAGUGGUCAAGUGCGGCUGUACAAAAUGUUCCUCAUAAAAAAAGAAAAAAGAGACAACAUCCUUGGCAGAUUUCCUCCCCUCCAGAUAUGUUUUAUGUUCCUGCCCGCCUUACUUGAUUACCAUCCCCCUUAUCCAAGGUCCCAAAUCCUCUUGAGAAACCCCCUCACCCUCCACAGUCCCACCCCACCAACCCUGUUUUUUAAAAACCCUUAAAAAAAGGCAAAAAAAACAAGAGAAACAACUAAAAAAGAGUUUCUUUUCUUGUCAGUGCUGGACUGAUGAUUGAUGCUUCCUCGGUGGGGAUGUUGAAUUGUAUUGUAAAGUACAAAAACAGACUUAUUUUUUAUUAUGAAGUGGAGAAAAAGACAAAAAAAAAAAAAACACAAGAGUUGACUUUUUCCUUACAUCUACUUCUUUUUGUUGGUCAUGAUGACUCCAAUGGUGUGCCACACUGUCUCUUCCCUGGAGGACUGACUGGUCGGUCACUGACGGCUGACCGCCUCCUGUAGACUUCCUGCUUCCUGUCUGUGAGUUGUGUGUUUUAGGAGUAACCUUAACUGGUAGUACCACAGACUCACCACUCGGAGGAGCUGCAUUAAGGCAUGGGAAACGGAGGGCAGUGAUAAGCCCGUACAACACAAGAAACCACCACUAUAGUCUGAGGUCUCCCUUAACAGGCCUCCUGAACCCUCUGAGACUGUGUGCACGAUCCUACACACAGCUGUGCUCAAACUUGUGGUAUUUUUUACAGCUACUGAACAACACAAACACACACACACACACACACAUACAAAUGCUCUCACUUGUAGAAGUUAUAAAUAUUACCUGCCAGGUUAAAUACACUACUCUCUGUUUAUCUACCCCCAGUCAUGAAUGACAAGUAUUUAUUGUAUCAUAAAUACCUGUACUUAUUCAGUAGAUCCCCUAUGUAUCAAUCUGAUUCUUUUAAUAUAUAUUAAUUUAUAUUUGUCCUUAUUUUUGUAUUAAAAAGACAUAAUCUGUCAAGAUAGCUGAACUAACAAAAUGGUGUCCUUUAUUUUGGUUGAAGAGAAGUUGUUUUUUUGAUCACUGAAACUAUUGUGCUUGCCAGAGACCUUAGUUACAUUUUAAUCUGCAAAUGUGACGUGAAGACAUUGUAUAUUUUUGUCGCGUUUCCUCAGAGUUUGUACUGUGCCAUUACCAGAAGGUCUUUAUAUUAGAGUAUAAAUGUAUAGAUAAUUUCCCUACCUAUGUAUUUCACACACAAAUCUUGUGAGUAGCAUUGACCCUAGAGGAUGCUUAGAACUGUUUUUACCUUUUUAACAAAUUUAUGCUUAAAGAAUACUGUGACUUUUUCUAAAUGAAACUACUUUGUUAGCCCCUUGAUCUCCGACGUUAACAUGUUGCUGCUAAGUUUUUGUACCGUAGACUUGGAUCCUGAUCUGUAUGUUAUAUAGAACUUCCUGCUCCUACUGUACAGGGGCACCUUGUGUAACAGAUAAAUAUGUCCCCCCACCUCUACACAUGUGCAUUGUGCUUUAUAUUCCCCCUCUUCUCCAUCCCCAGACUAAUGUCAGUUCCCUGACUGAUGUUUGUUUAUUAAACACAAUAUUUACCUCA